Serpula lacrymans var. lacrymans S7.9 is the source of this 1371-nucleotide messenger RNA. RefSeq lists its product as uncharacterized. NCBI's taxonomy places the organism in Eukaryota, Fungi, Basidiomycota, Agaricomycetes, Boletales, Serpulaceae. The record is from RefSeq and is a predicted model, not a curated record. The transcript is spliced from 11 exons. The coding region runs from base 45 to 1109 and encodes 354 amino acids. Gene Ontology annotation, molecular function: nitronate monooxygenase activity.
UACCCAGUUCCUGUCUUCCACCGUUCCCCGUAUAAUCUAUCAUAAUGCCGUCGUCAGAGCCAGUCUUUUCGACACCAUUAACCCGGUUGUUUAAGAUCAAUCACCCAGUCAUGCUGGCUGGAAUGAACGUAGCCGCUGGGCCGAAAUUGGCUGCAGCCGUUACCAAUGCAGGUGGCAUUGGCGUUAUUGGAGGCGUGCGGCAGAGCCCAAAGUUCCUUGAAGAUUCUAUCAACGAGCUAAAGAAGAAUCUGGAAGACAAGGAUGCACCCUUUGGAGUUGACCUUUUGCUCCCCCAACUUGGAGGGAAUGCUAGGAAGACGAAUUACGACUAUACUAAAGGACAACUUCCAGAACUCACUGACGUCAUUAUCAAGAACAAAGCUGCAUUAUUCGUCAGCGCUGUCGGCGUCCCGCCGAAAGAGAUGGUGGACAAGUUACAUGCGGCCGGUAUUCCAGUAAUGAACAUGGUUGGUCAUCCAAAGCACGUGAAGAAAGCACUUGCUCAAGGUGUUGAUAUUAUAUGCGCUCAAGGUGGCGAGGGUGGUGGCCACACUGGAGAUACUCCCUUCUCGAUUCUCAUACCAGCCGUCGUCGACCUUUGCAAAAAUGCUAAGAGUCCAUUGACUGGCGAGCCGAUAGUAGUUGUCGCCGCAGGAGGAAUUGCGGACGGACGCGGUCUUGCUGUCGCCCUUUCCUAUGGAGCUUCGGGUGUAUGGGUAGGAACUCGUUUUGUGGCAAGUGUGGAAGCAGGCGCGGCCCCGAAACACAAGGAACUUGUACUUUCUGCCGGCUAUGAUGACACUGUCCGGACUCUAGUUUACUCCGGCCGCCCAAUGAGUGUACGCAAGACAGAAUACGUUGCGGAAUGGGAAACACGUAGACGAAAGGAGAUCGAGGAACUAGUUGCUCAAGGUAAAAUUCCCCACGAUGUUGAGCUGGAAAUGCAUCCAGAGAAGUCUCUGGAAGGGAGAAUGUGGUUAAUGGGAAAAGUUGCUGGCUCAAUCAAUGACAUCAAACAUGCACGGGAAAUUGUAGACGAAAUUGUUAUCACAGCUGCAAAAAGCCUCAAGACUGCCACAGGAUUAAUGACUCCCAAGGUUAAGCUAUAGUGCCUGUUCAUGUUAUCACUUCGAGGUGCCGCAGGCAAUGAGCUGACUCUCGUCGUAAUCUUUAUUGUUCGCUGUCUGGUGAAUUUCCUGCCAUCCUUUCUAUAUCUAGUUAAUGCCCAGUCAUGCACUUUUUUUGCACAAUUAAAUAUGUAUUGACCUCAGAUAGGUCAGUCACGAUUCUCUGUCUGGGGGUAACUGUAGCUGUCUAGGUAAAUGUAAGGAUCAAUGUAGUAUACAGAGUCACACCGAAAUCACACUUAAG